UUAAAAUAAUAUCUUUAAACAAUGUUUUAAAAGUCUUCAAUGUCUUAAAAUAAUAUUUCAAAAACGUCUGAAAAAUUUUAAAACGUCUUUAAGACGUCAUAUUGUUGCGUGGGAUAAAGCCCUUUAUAUAUUUGAAAUAACACGUUUUAAUAGCACGCGUUUUACCACAAUAGUUAUUUUAGUGCGAUAGCUCCCGCAAAGAUUAACAACCAUACAUCUCCAACCAUCUUUAAACUUCAGGUAUAACAAUAAUCAUGUGUUAUAGCACCGUCAUUCGCAUUACAUUAUUUUAAACGACACAUAUUGCAUACUGAGCGUCUUCAUUGAUUAAUUAGACACUCUUCGUCAAUUUAUUAGAAUAUGCACUUUUAAUAAUAAUUAUUUUAUUUAUUUUGAAAUGAUGAUUGCAAUAUAUAUAAUGUCUUAGUAAAUAUUUUUAAGAUCAGAUACGUAGUUUGAUUCGUUUAAUUUAUUAAAGAAGAGUGACUACCAGAGACACAUGUCAUCGUUUUCUCCUUUCAGUAAGAAAAACAAUUCUCAUAGACAUAUAUUUCUUUUCAUAAUUGAAAAAAGUGAUAGUGUGUAUAGACUAUUUCAUCGUGAUGCGUGCUAAAAUCUAUGUAUCAUUUUAAUUUCACGAUGCUUAAUAGCAUAUCCAAGCGCAAAUAUUAUCAUAAAAAUGAUAUCGUAUGUUUUUUCGUAACAGACACUCAUAAAACUUGUUAUGCCUUGAAAUUCAAACUGUAAUGUAAACAUUUUUCAAGAGAUACCGAGACACUUAUAAACGUCGCAUUGGUAUCCUCUGAACAGUCGCUGAAAUUCGACAUCUAUAUCACGUACGUUCAAUUUUACAUUCGUCAAAUGUUAACUUUCAGUGUUGCUAUUAAAGAAAUUGAACAAAAGAAAAGCAGAGCCAAACAAAAAGUACGAAAAGCAUAUCAAGUAUACGAAAGUCUUCCGAUGAGUAGAAAAAUCGAUCCGAAUGAUUCUUGGUCGUCUCGAUCAGAAAAUAGUGACUAUUAUUUUCAUCCGAAUGUCUGUCACGUUUGCAAAAUGACGAUGAGAAAUCUGUUGGAAUGUUCGUGUGGCAUGAUCUCUUACUGCUCUAUGUCACACAUGAUUUGGCAUCUAAUUGAACACAAGUGGAUAUGCAACGCUAUAGUCACUUUAAGCCAGAAAAGAAACCUACGAAACACACGUUCCUUAACGUUGAGCGAAUGGGUCAGCUUUAAGAAGGAAAACUUGCAGGCUCUGAAGUCGAUAACAAUACGUGAUGCGAUUCUAUACGAAAAGCAAAUGUUCAUGCGCGCGAAAUCGUGUCUCUAUUGUCACACGCAGGAGAGACUGACCCCUUGCAAGCAUUGUAAUUCCGUCUACAGUUGUCCCGAGCACUCAUUAGCUAUACACGAUUGUGCGCAGCUGAAACUGUCUAUGUCUUUGGAUCAGCACUAUCUAUUGUAUAUUAACAGAGAAAGCAGAUUUCCGACAGAGCACUUGAAUUUCGACAAAGCCGCUGUUCAUGAUAUGAACAAGUUUAUUACAUCGUGCCUACGACAGGAUGGAGUGAAAUGUUUGCGGGAAUUUUAUAACUACAUCCAUUCUGAUAUCUUCUCAGGCCCGCUAACACUGAUCUACGCAAUGCUACAAGCGCAAUUAGUUUUCAACGUAGAGACAAAGGAAAGGGUCGUUGUUCACAUUCUAAGCAAAAGUAACAUUCCUGCAUACAAUUUUUCAGCUUGGGAAAUCGUCUCGCAUGAACUGAUUCCCGACUCAGCGGCUUUACAUGUUAUAACGAUAGGGCCAAACGUGUUAAUGAAAGAUAAAUAUGCCUAUGAGACUUGUACGACCUGCAAAAACAAAAAGAAGUUACUUAUAUCUAGUGAUUGUCGUGUGUUGUACCACAAUUACAUGAAAGAUCCUUUGUAUAUUAAACCGAACAUAAUUAUAAUAUUUAACAUGCAACUUCGAAAUGAGGAUGCAUCGACGGAAAUUAUAAAGACUUGUCAGAGUGAAGGUUGCCCGGUAAUUUUAACGGCUACAUCGAAAAUUGAAGCGAAUAAUAAUGUAACUUUUAUACAGGAAGUACUCGGACCACAUGUGAAUCCUAUUGUUAACGAGAAAAAUAAAUUCGCAUCUCUUAGACCACACAGAAACGAUGAGAAUAACUUAGUAGUUUAUCAUAAUCAGUAUUUAACAGUUUAUCGCGACUUGAAAGACUCGAGUGAUUCAACCAAAAGCAGUAACAGGAGCAUCGAUAUAACUGCUGGUAUUAUUAAUACUAUUAAUACUAAUACUACCAAUACUACCAAUACUAUUAUUACCAAUAUUAUUAAUUUUAAAAUUAGUACUAUUAUUACUAUAGCUUUGAAAUUACUUUUAUUGUUAAUUUUUAUUACAAUAGUAUACGCAGCAAGCAGUUUUCAAAAGAGUGAGUUAUAUUAAUAAAGCCUAUCACGUUUUCUCUCACAAGAUUUAAAAAUGCAUACUUAAAUAUUAAUGUUUUCUGAACUUGGUCUCGAAUGUUCGCUACUCGAUAAUUCUGAUUAUUUCACCUUUCACUCAAAUCUUUGCACAAUUAACAGAGACGUCAUUGCGACAUCCGACGUUAUUAAUUAAUUUUAUUUCUCUUCGUUGCACUCACGCAAAUUAUAUUUAGACAGUAAAUUAGGUUUCCGUCCUUAUAGAAAUAUCAUAUUAAAAAUCAUUGAUAAUUACUUAUUAUCCAGUAUUUUUAAUACUGAAAAUAAGUAAUUAUCAAUGAUUCUUAGUAUGAUAUUUCUAUAAGGGCGGCUAAUAAUGUUUGCAUAUUGUUGUUUGCAUAUUGUUGUUUGCAUAUUGUUCAAUUUCAAAAAAUUAAAUGUUGUUAUUAUAAUUAGAAUAUAAGUAUUUUAGAAACAGACCUAAUUACGUCAUGUAUCGGAAAUGUGUUGUUUUAUCAUGUUUACUCAAUAAAUAAAAAAUUAUUGAUAGAACAAUGAUAUUGAUAUUUAGCAAGAUGUUUUUUAGUAGUUUGUAACAUUGUUACAAAUAACUUCGACUUUUUAAUAUUUUUGAAACAUUUUUGCAAUGUUAUUGCAAUAUUGUAUUAUUCAAUGAGAUUUUGGAAAUGUUUUUUAAAUAUUAAACGAAAAUGUUCAACAGAUACGCGUAAAAUUAAAAGAUCAAAAGGUUAAAAUUUCAAAAGGUUGGUCUAAUGUUUUUGUUUAUUGAGUAUAUUCUAUACUUUGUAAAUAAAUAUAAUUUUUUUCACACAUAUAUGUAUUUGAAUAUAAUUAUUGUAUUAAGUAAUUUUGCCACAUACAUAUUAAUGUAUAAUAAAUUUAUAACAAAUAUAUAU
Odontomachus brunneus is the source of this 3337-nucleotide messenger RNA. RefSeq lists its product as uncharacterized. Lineage: Eukaryota; Metazoa; Arthropoda; Insecta; Hymenoptera; Formicidae. The record is from RefSeq and is a predicted model, not a curated record. Gene Ontology annotation, cellular component: extrinsic component of mitochondrial inner membrane. The transcript has a single exon. Bases 862 to 2442 code for a protein of 526 amino acids.